GCAUGUGCAUGACACUGUUCAAAGCAGCAUGAUUUUUGCUUCCCAGGUAGCUGCUGCUACUGCUUCAUUGUACGAGAGGUCUUGGCUUGAAGAGAAAAUUAAGAUGUUAAGGGAUACACGGCCACUUACUGCAUAUCAACGAGCUGUAGAACAUGAACACAUAUCUAGGAGAGCUGAUGAGGAGCUGCUGAAACGUUCUGACUAUAGACCUGUAAUUGAACAUGAUGGGGUACUCUGGCAACAGGCACAUAGCGAGGAGCCAAAUAGAGCAAAAACAAGAGAAGAGUUGCUGGCUGAGGAAAGAGAUUAUAAACGACGUAGAAUGUCUUACCGUGGCAAAAAGAUGAAACGAACAACAACGCAGGUGAUGAGAGAUAUAAUAGAUGAAUUCAUGGAUAAAAUUAAGCAAGCCAGUGGUCAUAGUUUUCCAAAAGAUGGUGAAAACACAGAAGCAAGGGCUUUCGAAGGUUCUUCUCUGCACAACAGUUCUUCAGAUACUCUUAAGCCUAGGAAAAGUGAAACAAAACUUGAGCUGAUCAGAAAUGAACAACAUGUUUAUGGAGCAUCUUUACAUUCUAAUCAUGCUCAUGGAUCCAUACAUUCUGAAGAUAAGUAUAUUGAACAUUAUAAGCAACACAAACGUACUUCUCAGCGGCAUGGUGAAAGUUUAGAUGACAACAGAAGUACUAAAAGGUCAAGACAUGACAGAGAGAGUUAUUCCAGAAGCCCAGAUCGACAGCGAAGUGGCUACCAUUUGCAUGGUUAUACAAGGAAUAGAGGGAGCCGAGAUGAUCCUGAAAGUUCUAGGGCAGCUAUCUCCAGAAGCUCAGAUACAAGUCGCAGCAAGUCAACUGAGCGAAAGACUCGCCGAAGAGAGGAUGAUGGGCGUAAUUCAGAACUUAGAAAUAGAGACAGAAGGAAGAAGCACAAUGAUAUCACAUCGGGUUCAGAGUUUGAGGACAGAUAUAAUCCCUUGGAAUCGCAUGAUGAUUAUGAUGAUGAUGCUUAAACCUUGCAGCUAUUUUAUUGAUUCACAUCUGCAAUGCUUGGAUAAUUUGAAGCAGUUCAAUGUCUUCCAUGAUGGCUUUCCUGAACUAUCUUUGAGAUAUUGAGUGGCUCUCUUGGUAAUUUGGUGUUGCAGUUUGUCCACUCCUGUAUCCUCUUCUGUAUCCUUAGUUGUUAAAAGCUUUCUGGACAUCAAUUUUCUUCUGAAUGCAUGGCUUUAGUGUUUCCACAUGCAUUAAAGCAAAUAUUGUAUUUCCUUGCUUCUUGGUCUGUGCGUUCUGUUCAUUUGUGCGUGCUCAUCUGUCAUAUCUAUUUAUCUCAGUAUGACAUGCUUCUGCUAUUGUGAAUUUGGCUAAUUACAGGUUGGCAAUACCUUUAGUUGGAUGAAAAGGUGCAGAGUAUUGUGUGCGCUAUGAAUGUGUAGCAUUAGCAUGCUGGUUUCUGAGGUUUGUAGGGGAAGGAAGAAAGUGAGGUCUUUCUUCUAAGCAAGCAAAGCUUGCAUGGUUUGCGCUACUUGUUUAUCAUUGUCUUGCCAUCCUUGAUUGGUUGCAUGAUGUUUACCAGCCUUGUUGUAUUUACUGCAAAGAUCUUGAUUGUAUAUUUAAAAGUUCUGAGCCUCAUUUAGAUCCUUAGGU
Molecule: messenger RNA, 1640 nt
Organism: Coffea arabica (coffee)
Lineage: Eukaryota; Viridiplantae; Streptophyta; Magnoliopsida; Gentianales; Rubiaceae
Source: RefSeq, a predicted model, not a curated record